AUGGCCAGCCCCGGACAGAAAGUGGUGCUCAUCACGGGCUGCUCCUCCGGGAUCGGCCUGCGCAUGGCUGUGAUGCUGGCCAAAGAUGAGCAGAAGCGCUACCAUGUCAUAGCCACAAUGCGAGACCUGAAACGGAAGGACAAGCUGGUGGAGGCGGCUGGAGACGCCUACGGAAAGACCCUGUCUCUGGCAGUGCUGGACGUGUGCAACGACGAGUCGGUCAAACAGUGCAUCAACGGCAUCAAGGAUCGCCACGUGGAUGUCCUCAUUAAUAAUGCAGGUAUUGGCCUGGUGGGUCCAGUGGAGAGCAUCCCCAUAGAGGAGAUGAAGAAGGUGUUUGAGACCAACUUCUUUGGAGUGAUCCGCAUGAUUAAAGAGGUGAUGCCUGACAUGAAGAAGCGACGCGGGGGACACAUCAUCGUGGUGAGCAGUGUCAUGGGUCUGCAGGGAGUGGUGUUCAACGAUGUGUAUGCAGCAUCCAAAUUUGCCAUGGAGGGCUUCUGCGAGUGUUUAGCUGUGCAGCUUCUCAAGUUUAAUGUUACCUUGUCCCUGAUCGAGCCUGGCCCGGUGCACACAGAGUUUGAGGUGAAGAUGAUGCAGGAGGUGAAAGAGAGAGAGUGUCCUGGCGCUGACCCUGACACUGUGCACUAUUUUAAGAACGUCUACCUCCCGUCUUCUCUGGAUAUCUUUGAGGCACUGGGGCAGACUCCGGACGACAUUGCCAAAUGUACCAAGAAGGUGAUUGAAGCAAGCAGACCGCGCUUCCGGAACCUCACCAACCCCUUGUACACGCCCAUCGUAGCCAUGAAGUAUGCCGACGAGACUGGAGGCCUGUCUGUCCACGCCUUCUACCACAUGCUCUUCAACAUGGGCUCUCUGAUGCACAUCAGCAUGACUGCCAUGAAGUACCUGACCUGUGGCUGUCUGAGGAGCCGAACGGUGUCACCAAACUGA
Molecule: messenger RNA, 954 nt
Organism: Boleophthalmus pectinirostris (great blue-spotted mudskipper)
Lineage: Eukaryota; Metazoa; Chordata; Actinopteri; Gobiiformes; Gobiidae
Product: retinol dehydrogenase 8-like
Exons: 6
Coding region: 1-954 (317 amino acids)
Biological process (GO): estrogen biosynthetic process
Cellular component (GO): cytoplasm
Molecular function (GO): estradiol 17-beta-dehydrogenase [NAD(P)+] activity
Source: RefSeq, a predicted model, not a curated record